This is a messenger RNA of Moesziomyces antarcticus, 528 nucleotides long. Its product is annotated as low molecular weight phosphotyrosine protein phosphatase-like isoform X1. The transcript has a single exon. Gene Ontology annotation, biological process: protein dephosphorylation. The coding region runs from base 1 to 528 and encodes 175 amino acids. Gene Ontology annotation, molecular function: protein tyrosine phosphatase activity. NCBI's taxonomy places the organism in Eukaryota, Fungi, Basidiomycota, Ustilaginomycetes, Ustilaginales, Ustilaginaceae. The record is from RefSeq and is a predicted model, not a curated record.
AUGUCAUCCUCCUCCUCCUCAAAUCGCGCUUCCGCCUCGGGCGGGCGUGACAAGAUCAACGUCCUCUUCUGCUGCCUCGGCAACAUCUGUCGCUCACCCAUGGCGCUGGCCGUCUUCGAGGACACGUGCGUGCAAGCCGGCGUGCGCGAUCGAUUCGGCACGCUCGACUCGUGCGGCACAGGCAACUACCACGAGGGCGAAGAACCCGACGAACGAACAACCGCGCUCCUUGUGCGCAGAAACAUCCCCUACGACGCCGAGAACUUUGCCCGCGGUGUGCGCGAUGCCGACUUUACCACCUUCCACUACAUUUUCGGGAUGGACACCAACAAUGUGCGUAACCUCAAGACCAUGGCUCCGCGAGGAUGCACCGCGCAGAUCAGACUGUUUGGUGAGGUGGAUGAUAACAAGCCCAUCGCCGAUCCGUACUACAUCGGCGGCAAGCAAGGGUUUGAGACCACGUAUAAGCAGGUGCGAAGGUACUCCGAGAAGUUCCUGCAGGAACUCGGUCUCACUAAAGCAGAGUAG